AAAUAAUGUUUUACUGUAUCAACAAUGGCGACGUUGGUCGAAAUAAUAACAUUUUAUUUUCAUAUCGCUGUUUGAUGGGUACUUUCUGUUCAAAUAACUACAUUUUAAUCUUCAAAUGACAGACAUAUCUGUUCAAAACUUGGGACCCUCUCCAUCUACCCCUGUCACCAUGGAUAUGGCUGCCGCACAGUCACCUGUUACUAUGGCUACCUCUGAGUCCCUGACAACCAGUUUCCCCCUAGCAACAAGCACACCUUUAGUGACAGCAAACACUGCCUAUAAUGUGACUAAAUCACACAGUGUUUCCAUGGCAAUGCGAGGAGUUGGCAUAGCAGCCAGCAGUGUUCCCCACUCAACGAGGUACCAGCCCACUCCAGACCUUUACGGUUCCAACGAGAGGCGGAGUUCAAAGCGGUCAAUCAAGCGGAAGAGGUUUGAUGAUGAAGUGGUAGAGUCCAGCCUCCUAAAACAGGAACGACCCACAAGGGACAGGAAAUGUUCCGGCCCCAUCUAUGUGGAGCCGGAGAGGCCAGUACGUGAGAUAGUGAAGAAAGAGGUUGGGACGGUUGCGCCCCCGGUUGAGCCCCGCAAGAGGCCUAGCACAGGGAAAGUCUGCAAAACCUCACGCUCACGCAACAAGUCCAAAAAACAGAAAAUGCGGCCCCCUCCCCCGGCCUCCACCAAGGAUCUCGGGCGCUGGAAACCUACAGAUGACCUUGCCCUCAUCACAGCUGUUCAACAGACAAACGACCUGACUGCUGUGUACCUGGGGGUGAAGUUCUCCUGCAAGUUCACCCUGAAGGAGAUCCAGGAACGUUGGUACAGUCUCCUCUAUGACCCCAUCAUUUCAAAACUGUCAGUACAGGCAAUGAAGCAGUUUCACCCGGAUGUUCUGGCCACAGUCCAGGCUAAGGCCCUUUACAGCAAGGCAGAGGAGACGCUGCUGGGGAACGUACCCUCGACAACAACGCCAAACCUAGAGACAUUCAAGGAGUUGCUGGACCAACACGCUGAGACGUUCUACCCAACCAGGACACCCAAGUGCCUGCACGCACACUGGCUUUUGAUGAAGCAGUAUCAUCUUCUACCGGACCAGUCCAUACAGCCAAUGCCACGGGGAGAUCAUGUCCUCAACUUCUCAGACGCUGAGGACCUACUUACUGAUGAAGACCUUAAGGAGGCGAAGGAUGAUAUUCUGGAGCAGGAACUGGCUGUUGCUGACAGGAAAAACAAACGUGAGAUACGAAACCUUGAACAGGAGUUACCACGAUGGCAGGUGCUUGUCGACAGUGUUACAGGCAUCAGCCCGCCAGACUUUGACAACCAGACGCUGGCCGUGUUACGAGGUCGGCUUGUCAGAUAUCUCAUGCGGUCUAGAGAGAUAACUCUGGGUCGGGCCACAAAAGACAACCAGAUAGAUGUUGACCUCUCUCUGGAAGGCCCUGCGUGGAAAAUCUCCCGUCGUCAGGGCAUGAUCAAACUCCGCGGUAACGGAGACUUUUACAUUGCUAAUGAAGGAAAGCGGCCGAUUUACAUUGAUGGCAAACCAAUACUGACAGGAAACAAGCAGAGACUCAGCAACAACUCCGUGGUCGAGAUUACUUGUCUCCGAUUUAUUUUCCUCAUCAACCAAGAUCUCAUCAACUCCAUCAGAAAUGACACACAGAAGAUUCCAGCCUCCACUUGAACUGUUCACUGCCAGCUGAAGAUAAACUGUGGAGUGUGACACUCUUUGUGAGCAGUUGACUGACACCUUAAGAUUAACUGUUGACUGCCACACUCUGUGUGAACUGGUGACUGCCAUUCUCAAUGAGAUGAAGUUUAGAAUGUCCUCUGCCUACAUGAUCUGUUGACUGCCACCUGUUGAAAAGAAAGAAAGUAUUAUUAUUGACUUGGGUGAAUGGCUUGGAGUUAAAUGUACAUUUGUAUUGAUCAUGAAAACGGCUGGUGUGCUAAAGCAUCAAGGUGCAAUGAUCUGUUAAAGCAUGAAUAAAAAAAACAUUAAAGGCUUACAUAACUAGUGAUUGUGUGAUUCUAUUAGGAAGAAAAUUCUAUGUGCUAGAGUCAUGACAAGGGACUAUUUGGUUAGAGGACAAGAGUGAGCUGGUGCUGGUAUGUGAUUGUCACACAUGACCUUAAAUAUGCUCUGUGAGCAAAGAUAACUUUUGAUUAUUGAUAAAUUAGUUGAUAGUCCUGCUUCUUUGUUCAAGCUUGCCUGUUUUUCAUUUUUUUUAUUAUGAGAGCCUUGAUGUUGUUGUCCGCAUCAAAAUAAUUUAUCUUGGCCAUACCAUGAUAUUCUUAAUAAUUUCAUGUUGCCAUAGACAAUAUGCACAAGCUUGGCAUGAUGCAUGCAUAAGAUUAUUGCAAAUAACUUAAAUACAAAAAUAUUAAAAGGCCAUCACAGAACAGUCUCAAUUCAAAAUAUGUUAAGUCAAUAAGUUAAUUAUGUGAACAAUAAAUUGUGAACAAUA
Mya arenaria is the source of this 2471-nucleotide messenger RNA. RefSeq names its product microspherule protein 1-like. The transcript has 12 exons. Bases 116 to 1687 code for a protein of 523 amino acids. Gene Ontology annotation, biological process: positive regulation of transcription by RNA polymerase II. The record is from RefSeq and is a predicted model, not a curated record. Gene Ontology annotation, cellular component: Ino80 complex; MLL1 complex; NSL complex. Lineage: Eukaryota; Metazoa; Mollusca; Bivalvia; Myida; Myidae. Gene Ontology annotation, molecular function: G-quadruplex RNA binding; protein binding.